Cooperia oncophora is the source of this 1104-nucleotide messenger RNA. Lineage: Eukaryota; Metazoa; Nematoda; Chromadorea; Rhabditida; Trichostrongylidae. The record is from the annotation of a GenBank genome assembly.
CUGUUUUUUGCUACUUCAUAUUUUUUUCCACCGAGAAAUUCUGCUACUUUCAGUACUGGUAGUAUUUGGAAUGGACAAAUCUGCUUGAAUAAUGCAGUACUGACCACAUCAUUUUGUUUGAUCUCAAAUCCCAUUGCGCUCAGAGUAGCUUCAAGACUUCCGCCUUUGCUUCGUAUUAGGGGCCGAAUUGUACCCGUUAUCGUUUUUGAUUAUAUACAUGAAACCAUUAAAAAUGCAAUACAUCACGUCGCAGUAUUACGAUUGACUAGACCAGUGGAUAUGGAAGGCGAACAACGGUAUAUCUCCAUCUUUGAAGACAUGGUACGGAAGGGUCGCUAUUUUGCUGUUGAUGUCCCUCCAGAAUCGUGUUUCAAAGAUAUUUAUUUGUUGCCGCUACCAGCUGGAGAAGACCCACCAGCUUUCCUCUUACCAUUUGAUGGUCCGGGAAUACCGCUACGGCAUGCUGCGAUGAUAAUGUGUGUGAUGGUGAUCUAUGGAACAGAACGACGUCCACCGCUGCCAAUGGAGAGGACAUAUAGUAGAGAAACGGUUCUUUCUCGAAGUCCACAAGAUGCGCAGUUCUUUGGUCAGGGUGCGGGUAUGAUGCCGAGGUUGCGUUCGACAUCGCCUAAAUUCGGCCCAACUUUCCGUGAUUAUGAGAACCUGAGCCCGGAACCUAUUCGUCGAUAUGGCUCACGUGACCCUCUUAGUUUGGCCUCUGAAAGCGAACGAGCUCUUCCAGAUGAUUAUUCUCCACGAACACCUGGUCGUCAUCCUGCAGUGCCUCCCGAGACUGUACUCACCUCGGCAAGAACCCCUGACGAGUCGCAGUUGCCGCCUGAGACAGACACCGCUUCCAGUACACCUCCGGAUCCCCAACAAAUCGACUAUGCUCCUGUUACGGAUGCUGACAAUCUAUUACCAUCGCAGUUCUUCACUAUGUGCAAAGAAGCCGCCAAAGAGCCACCAAAGGUUCCAGCUGUUGAAGAGAUCGAUACGCUUCCAGAUUUGCUUCUGUUCAUUCAACUUAACAGUAAUCCUCGAGAGAUCAGAGAAGUUGUUGGUCGAUUCAUGGCGAAUCCGCGUUAUUUAACUAUAAACUGA